Molecule: messenger RNA, 549 nt
Organism: Zea mays
Lineage: Eukaryota; Viridiplantae; Streptophyta; Magnoliopsida; Poales; Poaceae
Exons: 4
Coding region: 39-392 (117 amino acids)
Source: RefSeq, a predicted model, not a curated record
UAUUAAUCCAUUUAUAAAUUGUUAUUUUUGUAGACAUUAUGGCUAUUGUAGUCCACAUGGAUACAAUUCAUCGCACAAUGUGGGGCCCUUUCAGAAAGAUUGUUAUAAUGGAUGCUAGGGGGUCUUUACAUAUCAUUAAAGUUUGGGGUGACCUACUAAACAAAAAUGCACUCCGUUGGGCGUUGGCUAAGGAGGAUUAUGGCAUAAUAAUUGGGACUAUGUUUAGGCGGUUCAGAAGACAAGAGUUCCUCGAGUCUUCGGAUCAUACCGCAAUACACUUCAAUCCGUUCCAUCACAACACCCACUAUUUUGGACCAAUUCAAAAAGCUUUGGUGGCGCGGAACAACCGUCAGUUUGCUGUUACAUUUCUUGAAGAGCAAAGGCGUAGAUAGAUUCUACAAUUUCACAAAGAGCAAUAAUUGGAACUAUGUUUAGGCCUAGAUAGAUUCUACAAUGAUAGAAUACAUGUCGUACUGUUAUUGAUCAACCAAGAGCAACAUGAGGCUGAAUUGUAAUACCUAUGACAUGGGUUUAAUAAGAGAUAGUUUG